CCGCGUUGGGUCAAACCUCAGACUCCGCGACACGAAGCGGGCAGCUGCGAUUCCUAAAAGCUCGGGAAGAGUCGGAGAUGCGGUGAAGCGGCUUCAUUUGAGCCCAACUCAGAGGCAUGCGUAAGCGGACCAACUCGCAGACAGCGGAGCAUGACAGCGGGACCACCGGUACUCUGCUGGACAGCGACACGGACCUGAAGCAGCGCACCGGCAGAGAAGCGGCAGGGCCCGCAGCAGGCGGCCGGCAGGGCCCGGGAGCGGACCGGAGUAUGGCCAAACCGUUCCGGAGGUUGGGUCUGGUGGGGAAGCUGAAGAGGGUGGUGUUGUGGCUGCUGCUCGUCUACGUCUCCAUUCCCUUCAUCAUCAAGCUGUGUCCGUCCAUCCAGGCCAAACUCGUCUUCCUCAACUUCGUCAGAGAGCGGGAUGACAUCAGACGCUCUCUUUAUUUAUGAUUGGCUGAAGCGGCGGACAGACAAAACGCUGCCUCUUUACAUCUGGGGACACUCUCUGGGAACAGGAGUGGCAACCAAUGUGGUCAGACGGCUGUGUGACAGAGGAAGUCCUCCUGACGCGCUCAUCUUAGAGUCUCCUUUCACCAACAUCAGAGAGGAGGCCAAGAGUCACCCCUUCUCCAUGGUGUACCGGUACCUGCCCGGCUUUGAUUGGUUCUUCCUGGACGCCAUCACUGCCAACAACAUCCGCUUCACCAGCGAUGAGAACAUGAACCACAUCUCCUGUCCCGUGCUCAUCCUCCACGCCGAGGACGACAGCGUGGUUCCUUUCCACCUCGGUAAGAAGCUCUACUCGCUGGCGUCGCAGUCGAAGAGCCUGAGCGGUCACAAGGUUCAGUUCGUGCCCUUCCCCGCCGCGCUCGCCUACAAGCACAAGUUCAUCUACAGGAGCCCGGAGCUGCCAAACAUCCUCAGUGAUUUCCUGGGCACAGCUCAUCCCGUCGCACAGUGAGGACAGACAGGAAGUACUCGGAUUACUCUCUGCACUCCACGACAGCCGCACCGCCGCGGCUCGUUUUGUCCUCGCAUGACCUCGACACGUCAUUCCUGCUUCUGUUAGCAUUCCUCCCACAGCCGCGCUCGUGUCACAGCACGCAGGGUCGCCACGGCAACCGAUGCUUUUAAAGAGUGGUGGCGUGGAGUUUUUAAUAUUUUUGUGUGAUUGUGUCGAGUUUAUCACUGGAACUUUGUGUCUGAAGGCCUGUUACAACUUGAAUUAAAUAUUAUUUGUUUUAUUUGUCUUCA
Molecule: messenger RNA, 1256 nt
Organism: Haplochromis burtoni (Burton's mouthbrooder)
Lineage: Eukaryota; Metazoa; Chordata; Actinopteri; Cichliformes; Cichlidae
Gene: abhd12
Product: abhydrolase domain containing 12, lysophospholipase
Biological process (GO): monoacylglycerol catabolic process; phosphatidylserine catabolic process
Cellular component (GO): endoplasmic reticulum membrane
Molecular function (GO): monoacylglycerol lipase activity; phosphatidylcholine lysophospholipase A1 activity
Source: RefSeq, a predicted model, not a curated record